Messenger RNA from Diaporthe batatas, 912 nucleotides. RefSeq lists its product as uncharacterized. The transcript has a single exon. The record is from RefSeq and is a predicted model, not a curated record. NCBI's taxonomy places the organism in Eukaryota, Fungi, Ascomycota, Sordariomycetes, Diaporthales, Diaporthaceae. The coding region runs from base 1 to 912 and encodes 303 amino acids.
AUGGCCUCAGCAGAAGAGGUAGCCCGCUACUACCCCCUCCCGACGGACGAGUACCUCCAGACCGAGCUCCAACGCCUGCAGAACGACUUCCAGGCCUUCCAGGACCUGAUCGCCAGCACCCGCGGGAGCCAGGGCCGAGACUGCGACUGCCUCGGCCAGGACGACAACAUAAGCCAGCCUGAGGAUGACGAGCCCUGCCCCAUCCACGGCAACAGGAUCCAGUCGGCACAAAGCGGCGAGCGGCUGAGCAACGCGGGCCUGCACUCCGCGCUGGACAUGCUGACGCGGAGGGCGAACUACAUGCUGACCUUGCGGGCGUGUGACUGCGUGGAAGGGGCUGGGACGGCAGCCGAACCUCCUGCUGCUGCGCCAACUAAUCCCACGACCACGACCACCGCCAACCCGCCGGCGGAACAAGGAUCGGACGUACUGAUGAGAUCCUCAAGUCUCUCAAGCCUCGCCUCAAGCCCCUCAGAUCCGUUCGGGAGCAACGACGACGACAACGGCGGCGACGGCGGCGACGGCGACGCCACACAGCUACCGACGCCGCCACAGAGCGGCGGCCCCACCGCCAACCCGCCGGCGGAACAAGGAUCGGACGUGCUGAUGAGAUCCUCGAGUCUCUCAAGCCUCGGCUCAAGUCUCUCAGAUCCGUUCGGGAGCAACGACAACGACGGCGGCGAGGGCGGCCCCGCCACCCAGCUGCCGCCGGUCGACGAGGAGCCGUUUGACUAUUCCUCCUAUGACAUUGACCCUUGGACUCCGCCUCCGCCAGGCGGCGGCGGUGGUGGUGGUGGUGGUGGCGGACGAGGCAAUACCGACUCACCUCUCACUCCGGUAGCUGAGUCCUCGCCUCUUACCCCGAUAUAUGGGAACGAGUCGCCGGAUGACCCCUUCAUCGAUAAAGCUUGA